GUGUUUGUUUAGUUUGAAAAUUUUUCUAGACUUUUACGUUUUCCAGCGCUUUUUUCUGUAUGUUAUUUUAAUUUAUUUAUUUUGCUUAAAGUCAGUGUUUGGGUUCUGUCGUAAUGGUUUUAAAGAUUACCGUCAUUAGUGCGCUUUUUAAAAUGGAGAUGGACUUCAGCGAACCGAUCAGUGCCGCGGAAUGGAUUAACCGCCAGCUUAGCAGACCAGGAGCGAAAGAGAAUUUUGAGGGGUACACCAGCGAGUUGGUUAGCAAUCUGCAGCUGCAUCUGUACAAAACACAACAAGCCCUGGACGACAUGGCCUCACAGAUGCCACGUCUCAGCUCCGCCAUUGCUCGCCAACUUCCGCCGACCCACUCCGCGCUGUCCUACAUUGUGGCGGACAUUCAGCAUUUGGAAGCCAAUCUCCAGGCCCAUGCUGCCGCCACCUCGGACGUGGCUGAACGUAUUCGUGCCACGGAAAUGGUCAAACAGCGCAUGGAGCUGACAUACCGUGCACUGGAAAAUCAGGAUAACUGGGAAGCACUGAUUGCCAACGUGCACGACGUCAUUGCCAAUGGGGAUUUGGAUGCGAUUGUAGCACGGCUGGUCGCACUGCAGAAAUGCUUUAUCUCACUGAGCGGCGCGGCUAACUACGACAAUCGACGCGAGCAGCUGCAGGAUGUGAAGAAUCGCAUUGAGAGCGUACUGAUUCCGCGCUUGAUCAGUGUGUUGUCAUCCAUGGAGCCGUGGAGGGUGGGCAGUGGGACCAAUGUUGUGCACGGAUCGGAAUCAUUGGCACUGAAAAUCAUCUCCGUAUUCACUACAAUGGAACGGAAGGAUGCAUUGAAAAGAGUGUUAAAUGAAUGCCGUCUGAAGCAGAUGGUUAAACACUGGGACGAUACUGCGACGACGGCUUUACAGGAGCAAUCAGACGAAGCAGAUACGGCCAGUUUUGACGAAUGUUUCGCCGGCUUUUGCGAUGAUCUGCUAUCUUCUUGGCAUAAUCAGUACCGUUUGUUUGCCGCAACAUUUUCUGACCCUACCGCUGCGUUAUUAGACCAUUACCGGAUGGUUUUCACGGAAACCAGACCGAAAAUGGAGAGACAGUUAGAGAAUGCAUGGAACAAAGCCAGAUCGUCUAAUGCCAUGGAAGACUUUCUUUCCAUGUCUCUUAAUAUUCGACAUUCUCAGGACGUGUUCUGCAAAAGCUUGGAAAAGGAUCUUCCUGAUCAUCUCCAUACUGAACUUUGUGAAAAACUCUGGGAAGAUGUUAGGCACAUUUUAUCAUUCUGUUUGAAACACUAUGCCGAAGCGGAGAAGCACCUGUUGAUGACGGAAAUUGAUCGUGCUCACUUGGAUGUUAAAGAAAAAGGGAAGUCCACACAUGCUUUGAGCAGUGCUGGGAAUCGAAUCGGAAACACUAUCUAUACUGCCGUGGUCCGGUGUUUUCAGCUCACAAAUGGGCACUUAUUCCAGGAAAUUGAGGAUACGGUCUUAUCAGCUGUUAAAAUACACUGCACAAAAGUCAGUCUGUAUGCAAAGAAACUGGAAAAUACUGCCACUUCCGAAUAUAAUGUAGACUCUGCUGAUGGAAAUUAUGAGCUGCUCAACGAUUUUGUUAAAGUGCUCCAGCAUUUCGGUGACUUGUUAGUGCAGCUGCAUAAUAUUACGGAAUCUUUGCCACAUAAUGCGGCAUCACAGAGCCACGCUGCCACUGAGGAUACUGGUCAUCAUCCUUUUGCCAAAGUUGUUUUGAUGAUAAAAGAGUCCGCUAAUGCCGUUUUUCAAGAAUUUUAUUCGGUUUUGCUCCAGCCUGUGGAUAAACUUCUAGAAAAUAUCCCAACUCUGCCGUCUUGGACAACAGGUUCGGCGAAAGGCGGAAUCGACAUACCGAGUUUUGGGUUGGAUCCACAGGAGCAUGUUACUCGUAUCGGCAACUAUUUACUGACUUUGCCACAGGCCCUGGAUCCUUUACUAUCCAGCGAAAGCGCCAGUAUGAAGGCCUUGAAAAGUAUCAUAAGUUUCCCCGGUUCUCCUUCGGUGGAUGAUUCUCUUAGUUUAGCGGAAGUGGCCAUUCAAGGAGCCAUGUACUUAGCAAUGGAAAAAAUUGUGGCCGUCCUCCUCAAAAUUCGUCAUUUAACCAGUUUCGGGCUCAAACAGCUUGUGUGUGACCUUAAAUACAUCCAGAACAUAGCGGAAGAUUUUGCUACUUCUCCUAGCACCAAUUUUGAAACACUGAGAACUUUAUUAACUAUUCCCGUGGAGGAAUUCGAGGAAGCAUCGCCGAAAUUUCCUGGUAGCAUGGUGGCUUUUGCAUCCAGAGCGCGAAACAUCGUAUGAUUAGUAAUUGUUAACCAAUUUUUUACUGAGCACUCAGAACUAAAUUUUUCGGCGCCUGGAAUUACCGAAUCGCUUACUGUAGAUUAAUAAAACUUUGGCGUUCAUGGAAAGUCGAAACAACUGUUACUCCGACUCGUAGGACGUAAAUAACAGUAAAACUUUAGAAAAGAUUUAGGUAAUUAUUCUUCAGUCAUUGCUUCGCGUUCGUCAGCAAAAGGGCGACAUUGGAACCUCGUUGACAGACGUUUUCGGUCCU
This is a messenger RNA of Paramacrobiotus metropolitanus, 2589 nucleotides long. RefSeq lists its product as uncharacterized. NCBI's taxonomy places the organism in Eukaryota, Metazoa, Tardigrada, Eutardigrada, Parachela, Macrobiotidae. Gene Ontology annotation, biological process: intracellular protein transport; Golgi organization; retrograde vesicle-mediated transport, Golgi to endoplasmic reticulum. The record is from RefSeq and is a predicted model, not a curated record. Gene Ontology annotation, cellular component: COG complex. The coding region runs from base 114 to 2333 and encodes 739 amino acids. The transcript is spliced from 6 exons.